CAAGCCUCAAGGGUGAGAGCAGGGUCCAAGGACUGCCAGGCCAGUGACAGCUGUUGGGAAAUGCACUCAGGAGGCAGAGGUAGGAAGACUGCUGUGAGUUCAAGGCCAGAGUGGGACUACAGGACGAGAAACCAAGCCCUGGGCAGUGCCACCAGUUCCCAACCCAGCACUGACGAUACAAUGAAGGGUGCUCCUCGCCUCCAGAUCUUGCUCCUGCUGGUGCUGGGAGCUGGGAUGCAGGCACGUGCGGCAACCUGUGGACAGCCCCAUACGUCCAGGCGGAUCGUUGGGGGCCGGGACGCCCAGGAUGGAGAGUGGCCAUGGCAGGCGAGCAUCCAGCACCACGGGGCUCACGUGUGCGGAGGGUCACUCAUCUCAUCCCAGUGGGUGCUGACGGCAGCGCACUGCUUCCCCAGAUGGGUGAGGCCAUCGGAGUACAGUGUGCUCCUGGGAGCACUGCGACUGGGCUUCAAAUCACCACACCAGCUCCUGGUUCCCUUGAGGCGGGUGCUGCUGCCCGCGGAUUACUCCGAGGAUGAGGCCCGAGGUGACCUGGCCCUGCUGCAGCUGCGCCGCCCGGUGUCCCUGAGCUCACGAGUCCAGCCAGUGUGUCUGCCUGCACCAGGCUCCCGCCCACCGCCCAACUCUCCAUGCUGGGUUACUGGCUGGGGCAGCCUCAACCCAGGAGUGCCACUCCCAGAGGGACAACCCCUGCAAGGAGUGAGGGUGCCACUGCUGGACUCGCGUGUCUGUGACCAUCUCUACCACUUGGGCGCAGAUGUGCCCCCGACUGAGCAUAUAGUGCUACCAGGGAACCUAUGUGCUGGCUACCGCAGAGGCCACAAGGAUGCCUGCCAGGGUGACUCCGGGGGACCCCUGGCCUGCAUGUGGUCUGGGCGCUGGGUCCUAGUAGGUGUGGUGAGCUGGGGCAAGGGCUGUGCCCUGCCCAACCGUCCUGGUGUCUACACCAGUGUAGCAAAGUACAGCCCCUGGAUCCAGGCUCGUCUCAGCCUCUGACACUGGUCAAUUUGGUAACACUGAUCUCAAGGCAUACACAUUGGUCCCUCAGAUUCCUGGCUCAUCCUGCACAUACCUCACCCCUUCUGACUUGAAGCUAAGAUGCUGACAUUCUAUCACCUCACCCUGCCUCCUUUCCACCAUGGAGCGGAGCGCACAGAAUCUGACUUCAUCAG
This is a messenger RNA of Jaculus jaculus (lesser Egyptian jerboa), 1193 nucleotides long. RefSeq names its product serine protease 33 (gene Prss33). The record is from RefSeq and is a predicted model, not a curated record. Gene Ontology annotation, biological process: proteolysis. Gene Ontology annotation, molecular function: serine-type endopeptidase activity. NCBI's taxonomy places the organism in Eukaryota, Metazoa, Chordata, Mammalia, Rodentia, Dipodidae. The transcript is spliced from 8 exons. The coding region runs from base 61 to 1017 and encodes 318 amino acids.